Filobasidium floriforme is the source of this 802-nucleotide messenger RNA. RefSeq lists its product as uncharacterized. Bases 173 to 529 code for a protein of 118 amino acids. Lineage: Eukaryota; Fungi; Basidiomycota; Tremellomycetes; Filobasidiales; Filobasidiaceae. The transcript is spliced from 4 exons. The record is from RefSeq and is a predicted model, not a curated record.
UGGGCGAAGAGUCUCGGUUCAGGAUGAAAGGAACGAAAUUCCUCGAGUCUCGUAUAUAGAACCCGAACAGCGAGAAAUGAACAUCCCCACAAGCUGAGAUACGGCCAGCGUCUGAAAGCAAAACUUCUCCCAAUCAAAAGCCAAUCUACAUCUGAAAAUCACCAUCACAACAAUGUCUGCUGAGGAACACGUCCAGAAGGCUUCUGCCCACGACUCUGCCGGUGCCGUUGACCCCAAGACCGGCAACACUCUCUCGCACCACGACGCCUCCGGCGAGACCGCUUUCGAGCACGGAAAAGAGGGUGCCCACAACAGGAUUGACGGAAAGGACGAGCGAUCGUUUGCCAACAACAUCCAGGACGCUAAGCGAAUUGAGAAGGAGGAGGAGGAGGCUCAGGCCGCCAAGGACGCUAUCAAGCCCACUGACAUCGCCAAGAGCCACGGUAACGAGCCGUCAAGGGGAGCCAAGAUCGACGAGCAGAUCGAGAAGGAGGAGGAGGAGGAGCUCCGAAGGAAGGGAAAGAUCUAGUCCACUCGCCGCAUUUCCGACGCAUCUUUACGUUUCUUUGAUGAUGACAAGUAAUAAAGCAAAGCACAUGACAACAGUAAUGCCAUAAUCAGCAGUAAUACCACAUCGACAAAUUUGUCUUCGCCGAUGCGUUUGCUGGGUUCAUUCGCGUUGAUACCUGGUCGUGGUGCAAGUGUUUAUCUGGCGCGGAGCGAGGUCCGUGCGUCUCCCGGUUCUGAAGAAGAGUUGUCACUCCGGUCUUCAAGUUAUUCGGUCAUGUUACCUUUGAUGACG